GUAGUGAGGGUCCAUUUCUCCAUCAGGAAGGACGUUGGUAUUAAGGAGAUUGUAACUGCCAUGUCUCCCAGUGCUUUGACAAAACCUCAGAUGCGUGGCCUUCUGGCCAAGUGCCUGCAAUUUCAUAUUGGUGGAGUGAUCGUUGUAUCCCUGGAGACUGCAGAUUUCCAGCAGUUUUCAGUGGCUGACCCGAGGGAGAAGGCAUACGCAGAUUUCUACAGAAAUUAUGAUUCCGUGAAAUAUUUUGAGGAGAUGACAAAGGCUGGUAUCUUUCAGAGUGCCAAGUGA
Messenger RNA from Hipposideros armiger (great roundleaf bat), 288 nucleotides. RefSeq names its product cytochrome c oxidase subunit 6C-like. The coding region runs from base 61 to 288 and encodes 75 amino acids. The transcript has a single exon. NCBI's taxonomy places the organism in Eukaryota, Metazoa, Chordata, Mammalia, Chiroptera, Hipposideridae. The record is from RefSeq and is a predicted model, not a curated record.